Messenger RNA from Ictalurus furcatus (blue catfish), 1397 nucleotides. Its product is annotated as protein RD3. Bases 382 to 1044 code for a protein of 220 amino acids. NCBI's taxonomy places the organism in Eukaryota, Metazoa, Chordata, Actinopteri, Siluriformes, Ictaluridae. The transcript is spliced from 2 exons. The record is from RefSeq and is a predicted model, not a curated record.
GGGACUCUAGCAUAGUUCUGGGUUUAAAGGUAAGGUCUGGUCAUGUAUUAUCUGUAGUUAGGACAAGCUGUCACUGUGUUCAGUUUCAGUUCAGUUCUCUGACACUCUUAAGACUUUAAGCUGUCAAUGGAGCUGUGACACAUGACUAGGUAUAUGUGCAGACCACUCUUAUACUAUUAGGCAAAAAAAAGUUCAAUCAAGAACCCUAAAGGGACUCAAUGUUUCUAUCUAGAAUCUUACAGCAGUGCUUCUCUAAAAUAGGAAACUAGGAAUCCUUAACUAUACAUUUUCCUAAGAGUUUCUAUCUUUGGGUCUACUUUGUAUUUAAUUACACUGCUUCAGAUCAUCGCUGGAUAUUAUGUCCUCCUGUCCUCUAUUCAGAUGUUUCCUUGGACUGCUACAUUCAUUCUGGAGCCCCAGUGUCCUAGUCAGCGCUCGCCUGCUGAGAUGGUGACCCACACACUCAUGCAGGAGCUGGGCUCUUUGCUGAAGCGCACCAAGCGUUUAUGUCAGGAGAGGGCAGCCGAGAUUCGCAGACGCAGCUCCUGUGUGGACUACAGCUGGCUAGCAGUGACACAACAGAAGCCCUCAUACGAGAUCAUGCCUGGAGAGCUACUAGAGCUUCAGGAACUCUGCUUAAAGAUCCCUCCCUCUCAGUGUGGCCCUGUAAUUCUCAGACUCAGGAAGUUGGUAUCAGAGUUGGAACCGGAGGUGACAGAGGUGCCGCAACUCUUCCGCCUGGUACUGUGUGACUGUCUGGACGAGCAGCAUGAAGACUUAACAUUCAGGGAGAGAUCUCUGCGGGCUCGAGCCAUCUUCUGGAGCCAGCAUCGUAGUAAGAGCGUCUUCUCUAUUGGCCUGUCCUCACACCAGUGUCUCAAAAACCACUGGAGCAAAGGUGAAGCUGGGCAGGACAGAGAGACGCUGUGUGAAGAGGAUCAGGCCUGGGCCAAGGAUGAAGAGCUCGGAGUGGUGGUCCCACUUCGCCGGAGAGUCAGGAGCAUGCCCGAUUUCAGUUCCAUAGAGGAGAGUGCACAAACCUGACAAAAUUAUGGCGGGCAAUAUAUAUGUACAUAUACACACUGAUAUAAUGAUAAUGAUAAUAUCAGAGAAAGUGAAAAAAAAAAUGAGUGCAUACUCACUUUCAUACUUCUUUGGCUGUGGUGCAAAUGUACAUAAAAAGACUUUACAUCCUCUCCUGAUUUAUCAACAAUACUAUGUGAAAUUCAAUCACAAUUUACUUGAGUCAAACAAUUCCUUAAAAUAUUUUUUUUUGCAAAUAGCAAAAUAAAACACGUCUGUAAGCAUUUUAAAUGAAGGCAGUUUAAUUCAAAUUAAUAUUAUUAAUAUUAAUAUUAUACUGAUGCACAGUUACUUAAUACCUACAGAAUAUAGAA